Messenger RNA from Zasmidium cellare ATCC 36951, 1245 nucleotides. RefSeq lists its product as uncharacterized. The record is from RefSeq and is a predicted model, not a curated record. Gene Ontology annotation, biological process: transmembrane transport. The transcript has 2 exons. Gene Ontology annotation, cellular component: fungal-type vacuole membrane. The coding region runs from base 1 to 1245 and encodes 414 amino acids. NCBI's taxonomy places the organism in Eukaryota, Fungi, Ascomycota, Dothideomycetes, Mycosphaerellales, Mycosphaerellaceae. Gene Ontology annotation, molecular function: transmembrane transporter activity.
AUGCCCAGCCAAGCAUCUCCCACACAUCAGCAGCCCCCGAACGGUGGAGUAGCAGCCUGGACCAAGACGUUAGGAUGCUUCAUGAUCUAUGUGAACACCUGGGGCAUUGCCACAUCUUUUGGAGUGUAUCAGUCAUAUUAUCAGCAGUUCACACUUCAUCAAUAUACGCCGUCGACGAUUUCCUGGAUCGGCACGACUCAAGUCUUCCUGCUCUUCUUCGUCGCCAUCAUCGGCGGGCCAGUCUAUGAUCGUGGCAACUCGCAAUGGCUCCUCUACCUUGGCUACACUUUGAUUGUGUUUGGCUACUUCAUGCUUAGUCUCGCUACGAAGUUUUAUCAGAUCUUUCUGUCGCAGAGUAUAUGCGUUGGCAUCGGCAGUGGCCUGGUCUUCGUUCCCGCUGUAUCAACCGUUGCUCAGGCAUUCAGCACGAAGCAACCCAUUGCGCUCGGACUUGCGUCGACCGGCUCUGCUAUCGGCGGCACUAUCUUUCCGAUCAUGUUCAGACAACUGACGCCAGACAUUGGUCUCAUCUGGACGAACCGUGUGUUCGGUUUUCUGCUGCUAGCGACCUCGAUGAUGGCAGCAGCCCUGCUCAGAAGUUCUGGUUCUUCAGCAACUGAGCAUGAACAACACUCUUUGAAAAAGUUUUUCGACAUAUCGGCCUUCCGUGAGCCCGCAUUUACCUGCCUUUGCCUGGGUCUCUUUCUUGUCGAGCUAGGCUUUUGGAUACCACCCUUCACCAUCUCUCCAUAUGCACAGUUCACCCUCGGGGUUGGAUCAGAGUAUGCGUUCUAUCUCAUCGCUAUCAUGAAUGCUGGAUCAUUCGCAGGACGCAUCCUCCCAGCUUUCGUGGCCCAGACACGAGCCAUAGGGCCAGCUUGGACUCUAGUCAUGGGCUCACUGGGCCUUGGAGUUCUUGUUCUUUGCUGGCUUGCAAUUAACAACGUCGUUGGCGUGACAGUCUGGGCUGUCAUUGUGGGAUUCAUGUCGGGCAUUGUGGUGUCGAUACCGAAUGUCGUCGUGGCAAGGCUGUCGGCCUUCACACAAGUUGGGUCGAGAUCUGGAAUGUUGUGGACCAUUGUAGCGUUCGCGGCCUUGGUCGGAGCACCCAUUGCUGGCGUAUUGGUAGACUCGGAUACUAACAGCUACAAAUGGGGCCAGGUGUUUAGUGGACUGUGUAUCUGUGCUGGUGCCGCCGUACUCUGCGUUCCUGCUUUGUACAUUUCUCGCAAGCGGUCGGAGUAA